This is a messenger RNA of Haliotis rufescens (red abalone), 1595 nucleotides long. RefSeq names its product armadillo repeat-containing protein 7-like. Lineage: Eukaryota; Metazoa; Mollusca; Gastropoda; Lepetellida; Haliotidae. The record is from RefSeq and is a predicted model, not a curated record. The coding region runs from base 47 to 649 and encodes 200 amino acids. The transcript is spliced from 7 exons.
UCCGCUAAGGGGCAAAACUUCUAGUCCUUAGAAUCAAGUGUAAACAAUGUUCAGCUCUCAAGAAUAUCUGGACAAGAAGACGGGUCCGUAUGGCAUCGGCAGAUUCAGUUACUUGCAGUCGCUGGUUACAGAAUACCAGGACAUCGAUGAUCAAGAAGCUAAAUGUCAAGUACUGGCCAACCUUGCUAACUUUGCAUACGACCCAAUUAAUUAUGACUACUUCAGGAAGCUGAACGUACUGGACCUGUUUCUGGAUGCACUGGAUGAAUCGGAUGAGAAGCUGGUAGAGUUUGGGGUCGGUGGUUUGUGUAACUGUGUGCUAGACAAGCUGAACAAGGAAUAUAUUCUUCAGAAUGGUGGGGUGGCGCUUGUCAUCAACUGUUUGUCUAGCCCAGUAGAGGAGACCGUGCUGUCAGCUAUCACAACACUGAUGUAUCUUGUCACCAAUGAAUCGAAGCAAGAGAUCACAGCCCUGCCUGUGGUGGAGUGUAUGCUGAGAUUCUCCAGAUCCUUUAACAAGCAGCUCUCCAAUCUGGCGCUGGUCUUCCUACAGGACUAUUGUACCAGGGCCCAAGUAGAGGAAGCCCAAGCAGUCCAGCAACAGCAGCAACAGCAACUGCCUCACCCUCUCAGUGAGCAGGUCUCCUGAGUCUUGUCAUGUAUUAUCUUUAUCCUCCAUGUGUUGGAGCCAAGGAGUGGAGCUGCAGGAAGACCAGCCACACCCCUCCCUGUGUGUAAGGGGUUGGGACUUCUGGGGUGCUUGGUUUGUGGUGACACAUGGUGCUCAGAACAUGUGAUGACUUGUGCAUAUGCCACAGCUAGGCCAUGUGGUGACUUGAGCAAGUGAUGACUGGGCCACAUGGUGACUUGAACAAAUGAUGACUGGCCAACUCAGUGAUGAACAGGUGAUGACUUGUGCAUAUGCCACAGCUAGGCCACGUGGUGACUUGAGAAAGUGAUGACUGGGUCACAUGGUGACUUGAACAAGUGAUGACUGGGCCACAUGGUGACUUGAACAAAUGAUGACUAGGCCACAUGGUGACUUGAACAAGUGAUGACUGGGCCACAUGGUGACUUGAACAAAUGAUGACUGGCCAACACAGUGAUGAACAAGUGAUGGCAAAGUCACAUGGUGACUUGAACAAGUGAUGACUGGGCCACAUGGUGACUUGAACAAAUGAUGACUAGGCCACAUGGUGACUUGAACAAGUGAUGACUGGGCCACAUGGUGACUUGAACAAAUGAUGACUGGCCAACACAGUGAUGAACAAGUGAUGGCAAAGUCACAUGGUGACUUGAGCAAGUGAUGACUAGGCCACAUGGUGACUUGAACAAGUGAUGACUGGUCACAUGAUGACUUGAGCACACACUGAUAUUUAUCAACAAUGAUCAAGUGAUGACUGGGCCACAUGGUGAGUUGAGCAUGUGAUAAUUUGAGCAUGUUGGAUGAAUGGAAUACUGGAUGACAUUAGCACACAUAAAAGGACCUGAGUUUGGCAUUAAACAACAAACAAACAUAAGAGGACAAAAUGAAUGUCUCGCCAUGUCAAGAAUACUGAAUAAAAAAAAAGAAAACAAAUAAAACAGCAUAAAUA